GGCGGCGGCCGCUAGGCGCGGGCUGCGCGGCCCUCGGCCGCGGCCCGCCGAGCCAGCGGGCCGCCGCGCGCCGCUGGUGGCCGCCGCCGCCGCGCCGCCGAUGGCCGCCGCUGCCGCGCGGGGCUCUGCGGCGGCGGCGCCGCCCGAGGGCAGUGCCGCUCCCCUCGGGUGCGGCAAGAACCUCUUCAUCUCCGACGGCCCCGCGCCCGUGCCCGCUACUGGCGCCCCGAGCUGCGCGCGUGCGGUGAGGGUGCCUCAGGGAGCAGAUCCCAGCGGUGCGCAUGCAGACCGAGGCGUCGUGGCCUCCGCGGUGGCGACUGCCUCUGCCUCGGACGCUGGGCCUCAGGCUUCGGCGCCGCCAGGCCCGUCCACGCAGCUGGCGGAGCAGCUCCGGGUGCGGCGCGCGGUGCUCUUCGCCAAGAGCGAGCGGAGGGAGCUGGACGUGAACGACAUCGCCGAGCACUCGAAAUUUAUAUCGGGGGACACGGUGAAGCAGAUGCAGGCCCAGCGCAGGGACAUCCAGCGCAGGCACACGCUCGCGCACGCGCGGCUGCGGCGCGAGAAGAGGGACGUCGGCCGCAUCUGCUCGCUCAUGUCGCAGGCGGAGCGGCUGGAGGGCCAGGCCGAGGAGUUCAACGCCAACGUCUUCGCCCUCAAUGCCGAGCGGGAGUGGCUGCACGAAACUGACGCCUGGAAGGGUGCCGUGAGGGAGCUGCACGAGAAGUACGUCCAAACGGCGUCUGGCGAGGUGAUCGCCAAGGCGACACUCGAGCAGGACGAGGAGGAGUGCGCUUCGUUUGAGGAGAUGUUGGAGAAGAUGAAGGCCGAUGCCGCGGAGCCGCACCCUGAGGACGAUGCGGCACUGUCUGAAGGCGACCUGGAACCAGCCGUUGGCUCCGCCGCGGGCUCGCCAGUUGGCGACAAGAGCGGCGGCAAGGGUGCAGGCAAGAAGCGCAAUCGCAACCGCCAAA
Prorocentrum cordatum is the source of this 971-nucleotide messenger RNA. NCBI's taxonomy places the organism in Eukaryota, Dinophyceae, Prorocentrales, Prorocentraceae. The record is from the annotation of a GenBank genome assembly.